AAACUAUUGGUUUCGGCUGUCUCUGUCCAUGUCUCUCUGGUGUCUCUCGUUGUCUCUCGUGUCUCUAACAUCAGAAUCAUCGUAAAAAAAAAAAAAAAAAAGUGACUUAAAACCUAAAAAUAACAAAGUGACAUACGUGGGAUUAAUCGGCGACAAUCCAACGAUUUAAAUAGGCCAUUUGCCUGCCACCUUCACGUGUGUUACUCGUAUUUUCGCGAGGGCGCGCAACAACAAGCCGAACAAACACCACGCUCCUGUUCCAGUAUCACCCCCGUUUAAUUGGGCAAAACACUCUGCCAAAACACCGAGCUACAGCUAUCUAUCAGCUUCAGCCACGAAGCUGUUCAACGAGGCUGACGUCUGACGACCCCACCCAUCACAAUCAUGUUGCUGCCAGAGACCAUCACGGCGGCGCAGUUCGACAGCACGCUCCUGUGCUACCCUGUGCUGCUCAAGGCGCUGUCAGCGAGUAAGACCGUGAAGGGAGAUGCGGAGAGCCUGGAAGAGCUCGAUUGGUUUCGCUUUAUGAGCGCGCCGAAUCGGUAUAUGAAGAGGGAGGGCGACAAGAGGGAUGUGCCGCUCGAGAAGGGCGAUGUGGUGAGGCUGGUGAAGUGGAAAUUAAAACAUGGCAAAUUCCGCCCCAACCUCCUCAAGCUCGUCUCAAGCAACAGCCCCGAAGGCGUAGCUGCCACCUCCCUCGCCGCCUUCGCCAUGAAAGACAACAUCUCCGCCAUACGCACCAUGUCGCUCCUCAGCGGCGUCGGCCCCGCCACCGCCUCUCUCCUCCUCUCCGUCCACGACCCCGACAAUGUCAUUUUCUUCUCCGACGAAGCGUUUCGCUGGCUCGUCUGCGGGGGGAAGGAACAGAGUAUCAAGUAUAGUUUCAAAGAGUAUGAGCAGCUCGAGAUCCGCGCCAAGGAACUUAUGGAGAGAUUAGGCGUUGGCGCGAGGGAGGUGGAACGAACAGCCUUCGUGAUCAUGAGAGGAGGCGCCGAAGAACUCAGACCCAUAUCCGCGGCCUCAGUCCAAGAAUCCAGAAUCACGCCCUCCCAGCGACGGAAAUCAAACGAAGAUCCCGCCCCAGCAGAGCGCACCUCCAGCCACCCCACACCACACAAAUCAAAAUCCACGCCAGUCCUCAAACCCCCCAAGACGACGUCCAGCGAAUCGCUCUCUGCGCGGAAACCGCGCACUCCGCGCCCAAAACUCCCCGAGUCCGAGACCCCCGACCCGAAAACCCUAGCGCGUCGCGCGUCCCAACGGCUCCGCGAUGCAAACCCCCCGCCUCCCUGCCCAGAGCGUCCACGCACCACGGAAGAAAGGCUCGAGACCGUGCUAGAGGAUCUAAAAUGCAAAGGCGCCGCGCUAGCACGGGUAGUUAGCCCGCCUCCAUUACGGAAUCGGCAGUUUGCGCGCGUCGGGGGAGACGAGGGGUGUAAAGGAGUGAUGGAGAAGCUAGAAGAGGAAGAGCAGAAAGUAAAGGUUGAAGCUGGGAAGGCGCCUUUGUUGGGGAAGCGGGAUGGGUCGCCGAAGGAUAAAGGGAAGGGGGGAGGUGAGGAGAAGGAGGGAGGGGAGGAGAAGGGGGAGAAGGUGGGGAAGAGGGUGAGGAGGGGACGGUCGAGGGGGAGCGAGGAGGGGGAUCCGCAGAGGGUGGGUUGUGCGGUGGGGUGUUUGGGGAUGUUGGGACGUCCGGGGUGAAUGGGGGGGUGUUAUGAGAUCCCCGUUUGGAUGAGAGAUGAUGUGACGAUAGGGGUACGCGCAUGGAACAUGUGAUUAUAGAUUGCUUUUAUUUUACGCAUACAAACGGCCAGGUCUGGGUUGGGGUGCUGGCACUGGAAGGGGGGUGGGAAAUGGGCAUAUGAGGAGUGG
Molecule: messenger RNA, 1869 nt
Organism: Pseudogymnoascus destructans
Lineage: Eukaryota; Fungi; Ascomycota; Leotiomycetes; Thelebolales; Thelebolaceae
Exons: 3
Coding region: 385-1698 (437 amino acids)
Source: RefSeq, a predicted model, not a curated record